AUGUUUGACCAAUUAGCAGUUUUUACACCUCAAGGCCAGGUACUUUACCAAUAUAAUUGCUCAGGAAAACGUUUUUCUAAGUCACAAAUUAAUUCCUUUAUAUCGCAACUGAUUACCUCUCCAGUAACUAAGAAAGAAAGUGUUGCAAAUGCAAAUACGGGCGGGUUCGAUCUCAACGUUUUGACAGUCAACGAUGAAAUUAAGAAUUCAAAUUCAUUCAACGCAAUGUUUUAUCUAAACAAGCAGCCAGAGAUAUAUUUUGUAGUAACUUUUGCGGAGCGGACUUUGGAACUGAAUCAAGAAGCUCAACAAACGUUAGCACUAGUGUUGAAGCUUUGGAAUUCACUUCACUUAAGUGAAUCCAUCCAGAAGAACAUUAAAGGCCAAAAUGAAAAAAAUAGACACAACUAUGUCGACGUCCUCCAAGGGCUUGAAGAAGACCUGAACAAAUUCGAUCAAUAUUUUGGGGUUAAAUACGAAGAGUCCAUAAAACAAGAGCAGGUUGAUUCAAAUGAGGGAGGCACGAAUGAAUUGGUAUCACAAUCUGGUAAUAAAAAUACAAAAAAGAAACUAAAGGACAUCAAAAGUAAGAAGCAAACUUUAGGAAAUGUUGGUAGUGGGAGAAAAUGGGGUCGUGAUGGUGGAAUGCUGGAUGAAAUGAACCACGCAGACGCUGCUAAGUUAGAUUUUUCUUCGUCUAACAGUUACAAUAGCAGCCAAGUUGCUCUUGAUGCCACUAUAAAUAAAGAUUCAUUUGGUAAUAGAACAGAAGGCGGUGAUUUCCUGAUCAAAGAAAUCGAUGACCUUUUAUCUUCUCAUAAAGACGAAGUUAUAAGCGAAAAUGAAUCAAAAAAUAAUGGCUAUAUGAACACAGCUUUUGGAUUUUUGCAAAAACACGUCUUAGGUAAUAAAACCAUUAAUGAUAAUGAUUUGAAAUCUGUAUUAGACAAAUUGAAACAACAAUUAAUAACCAAAAAUGUGGCUCCAGAAGCGGCAGAUUAUUUAACCCAACAAGUCUCUCGCGAUCUCGUAGGCUCAAAAACUGCGAAUUGGACCAGUGUCGAAAUCACAGCUCGUGAAUCCUUAACGAAAGCAUUAACUCAGAUAUUAACGCCCGGUGUGUCUGUCGAUCUUUUACGUGAAAUACAAAGCAAAAGAAGCGAAGUAGAUGCUGACGGAAAAUGUAAUCCAUACGUAUUCUCCGUAGUGGGUGUUAAUGGUGUUGGUAAGUCAACCAACCUUUCGAAACUAGCGUUCUGGCUACUGCAAAAUAACUUCAAGGUCCUAAUUGUUGCCUGUGACACGUUCAGAUCUGGUGCAGUCGAACAACUUAGAGUUCACGUUGAAAAUUUAGCACAACUCAUGGACGAUUCACAUGUGCGUGGCUCUAAAAACAAAAGGGGUAAAAGUGGCAAUGAUUAUGUUGAAUUAUUUGAAGCUGGUUAUGGUGGCUCUGACUUAGUGACUAAAAUCGCUAAACAGGCCAUCAAAUAUGCCCACGAUCAAAGCUUUGAUAUAGUGUUAAUGGAUACUGCCGGAAGAAGACAUAAUGAUCCUACGUUAAUGUCGCCAUUGAAAUCGUUUGCUGACCAGGCUAAACCAGAUAAAAUUAUUAUGGUUGGGGAAGCUUUAGUAGGUACAGAUUCCGUCCAACAAGCCAAGAAUUUCAACAAUGCCUUUGGGAAGGGGAGAAACCUUGAUUUUUUCAUCAUUUCCAAGUGUGACACAGUUGGUGAAAUGUUAGGUACUAUGGUGAAUAUGGUUUAUGCAACAGGAAUUCCCAUAUUGUUUGUUGGGGUGGGACAAACUUAUACCGACUUGAGAACAUUAAGUGUAAAAUGGGCCGUUAACACCCUUAUGUCUUGA
Molecule: messenger RNA, 1866 nt
Organism: Saccharomyces eubayanus
Lineage: Eukaryota; Fungi; Ascomycota; Saccharomycetes; Saccharomycetales; Saccharomycetaceae
Gene: SRP101
Product: Signal recognition particle receptor subunit alpha
Exons: 1
Coding region: 1-1866 (621 amino acids)
Biological process (GO): SRP-dependent cotranslational protein targeting to membrane
Cellular component (GO): endoplasmic reticulum membrane
Molecular function (GO): GTPase activity; signal recognition particle binding; protein binding
Source: RefSeq, a predicted model, not a curated record